AUGGGUUCAUCAUCAAAGGAGAUAUCGAUGUUUAAGGCCGCGGCGUCGAAAGCCGUCGUCGUCAAGAUCAACAUCGCCUUCGUCGUCUUUGUGUUCGUCGUGUCCGUCGCCUUUCUCGUCCUCCGCCCGACGGCCCUCUUCGACAGCAACGCCGCGUCCCUCGCCCGGUGCACCUUGAGUCACUGCGACGCGAAGAGUAAGGUGGAAGACGAGGUGCGGAAAUACAAAAUAAGCGAGAAUAGAACAGAAAAUGAGAGAAAAUUGAGGUUCGUUCGAACUUUGCGCGCGGGGCACAAGAGAAUCGGCUUGGUGAACAUUGGCAAGAACAAAUCAGCGGAGCUAGGGAUCGCUGGGAAAACCACGAUGGUCGAAUUCGAGCGCGUAUCGGGCAAUUUGAAAUGGACGGACCUGUUCCCGACCAAGAUCAACGACGAGAACGACCACAGCACGUGCCCCGAGAUCCCGAUGCCGGUUUUCGCGGCCUACGAGGAGAUGGACGUGGUGGUGGCUAAGGUGCCGUGCCAGAGCACCAAGCCCGGGUGGUAUCGGGACGUGUUUAGGCUGCAGGUUCACUUGGCGGCCGCGAACUUGGUUGUGAGAAAGGGGAGGAGGGACGGGCGGGGGGCGGCGAAAGUGGCGGUGGUGAGCGAGUGUGAGCCGAUGAGGGAGCUGUUCCGGUGCGACGAUUUGGUGGCGAGGGAGGGGCAGUGGUGGAUGUACGAAGUGCAGGUUGAUAAGUUGGCAGAAAAGGUUAGCCUGCCCUGGGGAUCUUGUAAGGUAGCAUUGCAGCUUCCGGAGCAACAAGGAAUAAAUGUGGAAUUCAAUGACUCGAGUCUUGCCUCGCCGGCGAGCCCUGGGCGCCGGCGGGAGGCCUACGCGACGAUCCUCCACUCGUCCGAAGACUACGUGUGCGGCGCCGUCAUGCUGGCCCACUGCCUCGGCAAGACGGGCUCCGCCCGCGACCGCGACCUCGUCCUGCUCCACGACAAGUCCAUCGGCCGGCGGAAGCUGCAGGCGCUGGCCGCCGCCGGGUGGAGCCUCCGCCGGAUCAAGCGCAUCCGCAACCCGCGCGCCAAGCGCGGCGCCUACAACGAGUACAACUUCAGCAAGUUCCGCCUCUGGCAGCUCACCGACUACGACAAGGUGGUGUUCGUCGACGCCGACAUCCUCGUCCUCCGCAGCCUCCACCACCUCUUCCGCCUCCCGCAGAUGUCAGCAGCGCGCGACAGCGCCGUCCUCUUCAACUCCGGCGUGAUGGUCAUCGAGCCGUCGAACUGCACGUUCAACGCGCUCGUGGCGCACCGCGAUGACAUUAUCUCGUACAACGGCGGCGACCAGGGGUUCCUGAACGAGAUGUUCGCGUGGUGGCACCGCCUGCCGAAGCGGCUGAACCACUUCAAGAUGGCGUGGAAGAACAGCACGGAGGAGAGGGAGAGGAUGGGCCGGAUCUUCGCCCGGGAGCCGCCGGAGCUGCACGCGAUACAUUACUUCGGGGUGAAGCCGUGGAGGUGUUACAGGGACUACGACUGCAACUGGGACGUCGGCCACCUGCGGAUGUACGCCAGCGACGAGGCGCACUGGGCGUGGUGGCGGCGCUACGACGAGAUCGACGAGGGGCUGCGGUGGUUGUGCGGGCUCACGGCGAAGAGGAUCGGCAUGUUGGAGACGGAGCGGCGGAAAGCCGAGAAGUUGGGGUAUAGCGACGAGCAUUGGAAGAUCAACAUUACCGACGAGAGAAAAAAUUUAUAACCACAGGAUAGCAAAAUAAAACUUUUCCAACAUAAUGUGGUUAAAUAAAAUACAGGAGUAAUUCAAUCAUUUUUAUUUUAUUACUAGUUGUUGCACAAAUAUUUAGAAUCAAACCAAUGUUUGACCAGAUGUUUAUUUAAAUAGA
Messenger RNA from Ananas comosus (pineapple), 1894 nucleotides. RefSeq names its product UDP-glucuronate:xylan alpha-glucuronosyltransferase 2-like. Gene Ontology annotation, molecular function: glycosyltransferase activity. NCBI's taxonomy places the organism in Eukaryota, Viridiplantae, Streptophyta, Magnoliopsida, Poales, Bromeliaceae. The coding region runs from base 1 to 1749 and encodes 582 amino acids. The transcript has 3 exons. The record is from RefSeq and is a predicted model, not a curated record. Gene Ontology annotation, biological process: xylan biosynthetic process.